AUGGAUAAUUUAACAUUUGGUGUAAAAUACACCUUGAUGAAACCAAGAGACUCUAAAUCCUUCAGGCACAUAUAUUUCACAUGCUUUCUUGUUCUUUAUUGUCUGAUAUUGUUUCUGAAUAUUUGGCUCACUGUUGUUAUUGUUUUGCAGAGAGCCCUUCAUGAACCAAUGUAUAUUUUUCUAUGCAAUCUAUGUUUUAAUAGUAUAUAUGGAGCUACAGGAUUUUAUCCUAAAUUUCUAUAUGAUUUAUUAUUGGAUUCAUAUGUGAUCCCUUCUUACUUGUGUGCCUUACAGACUUUUGUGAUUUACAGUGCAGUUAAGUGUGAAUAUUGGACAUUAGCAGUGAUGGCUUAUGACAGACAUGUGGCCAUAUGCAGACCUUUAGAUUAUCAUUCAAAACUGAACAAAUCCUCUUGUAUCCUUUUACUUGCCCUCUGUUGGUCUGUACCAUUCCUUUCAGUGGUUGUUGGCAUUUCCUUAUCAAGUAGUUUGGCAUCAUGUAAAUAUAAUAUUGAUAAACUGUAUUGUGACAACUGGUCAAUGGUAAAGCUCUCAUGUGAAUCAACUGUCGCCAAUAACAUUUAUGGAUUUGUUUUCAUUUCAAUUUAUUUUUGCCUUUUUGUCUCCAUUAUAGUGUCCUACAUAAAACUUUUGAUUGCAUGUAAAGCAUCAUUGGAGUGCAGAAGGAAAUUUUGGCAAACAUGUGUACCUCAUAUGUUUUCAUUGAUAAAUUUCACUACUGCAUUGCUUUUUGAUUUACUGUACAGCAGGUAUGGCUCAAAUGAUUUUUCAGAUGAUCUGCGUAAUUUUUUUGCUUUAGAAAUAAUUAUAGUUCCACCUAUUUUUAAUCCUGUAAUUUAUGGUUUAAAACUCAAAGAGAUUCGCAAAAGACUCUUUAAGUCAUGUUUGCAGUAG
Paramisgurnus dabryanus is the source of this 915-nucleotide messenger RNA. Its product is annotated as olfactory receptor 5AR1-like. Gene Ontology annotation, molecular function: G protein-coupled receptor activity; odorant binding; olfactory receptor activity. Gene Ontology annotation, biological process: G protein-coupled receptor signaling pathway; detection of chemical stimulus involved in sensory perception of smell. Gene Ontology annotation, cellular component: membrane. The record is from RefSeq and is a predicted model, not a curated record. Lineage: Eukaryota; Metazoa; Chordata; Actinopteri; Cypriniformes; Cobitidae.